Pseudogymnoascus verrucosus is the source of this 1117-nucleotide messenger RNA. RefSeq lists its product as uncharacterized. The record is from RefSeq and is a predicted model, not a curated record. The transcript has 7 exons. Lineage: Eukaryota; Fungi; Ascomycota; Leotiomycetes; Thelebolales; Thelebolaceae. Bases 41 to 1108 code for a protein of 355 amino acids. Gene Ontology annotation, molecular function: oxidoreductase activity; zinc ion binding.
CCAACACUCAUAACCGCACAACCAACAAACAACCUUCAAUAUGACUACUAGUAUCCCAUCAACCAUGCAUGGAUGGAGAAAGCAUAUGGGCAGCCCUGACCCAGUAUGGGAAGAAGUUGCUGUGCCACAGACUCCUCCAACUGGGUUUUUGAUCAAGAUGCUAGCUUCUGGCGUAUGUCGCAGCGACCAUUCGAUACUGAUAGACGAGAAGCCACGCCCAUGGUUUGAAAAACAGUUUACCCUUGGCCACGAAGGCUGUGGGACUAUAGUGAGAGUUGGUGCUCAAGUCAGAAGUGAUUCGAAAUUCAAAGUGGGGGACGUGGUUGCCCUUGAUGCCGUACCAGGCUGCGGAUUUGAUGAUUGCCCGGAAUGCUCUCGCGAUGUAUCACAACUAUGUCUGAGAUGUCAACAUUCUGGCAUUGGACAAGACGGAUAUCAUGCGCCGUACGCUGCGGUAGACCAACGCGCCGUGGUGCUAGUUCCAGAAGGAGUCACACCUGCAGAGGCUGCAGUAGCCACUGACGCGGUGAAGACCGGCUACCAUGCCAUAACCAGGAGAGGCGAGGUAAAGGCCCAUGAGACCGUAUUUUUAUUCGGCCUAGGGGGGCUGGGAUUUAACGCGCUACAAACCAUACACCACAUUGGAGCGAGAGUUAUCGUUUCGGAUGUGAAAGAAGAGCUCUUAGAAGAAGCAGUCAAGCUUGGCAUUCCAAGAGGGGAUAUUGUGCCUGUUGGGAAGUCUCCCACGGAGUUCAUCAUCGAGAAUGGCCUUGAUGGGAAGAUCGACACGGUACUCGACUUCGUUGGCAUGCAUCAAACUUUCCAUGACGCUCAAGUGAUUGUUCGUCGAGGUGGAAAGAUUGUUUGUGUGGGAACAUUAGACCAUGAAAAUGUUGUAGACAUGAAAAACGGCAUCCGAAAGAGACUGAGCUUUAUCUUUUCAUAUGGUGGGCAGUUGGAUGACCUCGAAGAGGUGCUGGAAUUGAUCUCGAAGAAGGUUAUUCAACCACAAGUUGUGGGCAAGCCUCCAUCUGAGUUCCCGGCUACUCUACAAGGCCUUCUUGACGGACAGAUCAAAGGACGUAUUGCAUUAAUGUACGAUCAGUAAUCACAUAGC